Medioppia subpectinata is the source of this 267-nucleotide messenger RNA. The record is from the annotation of a GenBank genome assembly. NCBI's taxonomy places the organism in Eukaryota, Metazoa, Arthropoda, Arachnida, Sarcoptiformes, Oppiidae.
AUGAUCAAGACAUGUAAUGUGCAAGUGUUGGGUGAUUCGAGUGACGAUUAUAUCGAUCGGAUCAAUAAUAAAACUGUUGAAUGCACUCGACUUGUGGUCCCAGAGUUUGAUCAGACAAAUGACAAUACUUACGGCAUAUGGAAUGUGGAGCGCCGGUGCUGUGCUCUAUCAGUAUUCAAUGGUUGUAGAGAUAAAUAUAGCAAGAAUGAGUGCGACCAUGAUAUGUUUAACGAUAACCUCGCAUGUGCAAAGAUCACAAAUAUGUGA